AUGGAAGUAGACCACAAGAUGCAGUCCGCCAGCACUCGCCAUGCCGCAGAUGCUUUCGCCAACAUGUACGAAUUCAAUUCAACAAGGCUGAAGAAAGAGAACCUCAACGACCCGGCUUCUGUGCCAGAGAAUGGCCGACCCAAACCAGCCUUUGCAAACCAAAGAGUCCCUUUCAAUCCGCAGAUGGGCCCGAAGAAGCUCGUCGUGAAGAACCUACGGGCCGCCACCCGCUUGGAUACUCGGGCGUACUUUGAAAAGACAUGGAAAGAGAAUGACAAAGCUCUCGAUGCCAUAUUCAGAAACGAGAAGGAUCCAUACUCCCUGGAAGAACUAUACAAGGGUGCAGAACAUACCUGUCGGCACGGCCACAGCGCAGACCUCUAUGAGCUCCUGAGUGCGAAAUGCGAGACCCAUCUCAAUGACAACGUCAGAGAUCGCAUCCGGCGGGAAGAGGCACAAUCCUCAGAUGUCGACGUCGUCAGAGCAUUCGUCAAUGCCUGGCAGACUUGGCAAAAACAGCUGCAGACCGUCCGCCAGAUCUUUUUCUACAUGGACCAGACCUAUUGCCUUCGUACUCCCGACAAGAUGAGUGUCUUGCAAAUGGGUUUGACCAAGUUCAGGUCUUCAGUGUUUUAUGACCCUUUCAUAAGAAACAAAGCACUUCAAGGAGUCAUAGUUUUGAUCGAUUCUGAUAGGAGAGGUAACCUCAAUGAGAGUGACUCUAGGCUCCUGCGCCAAUCGGUCGACACUUUCCACGAGCUGAGCAUUUACACCAGUGACCUUGAACCGAUCCUUUGCGUCACUACCGGAGAGUAUUUCCAGGCAUGGAGAGAUAGUGAGUCCAACAAGGACUCUCUGGGUGACUAUGUCAACAAUUGCACUGAUCUUCUGACCCGCGAGAUGGCGAGGUGCGAUUCCUUGUCUCUAGACCGCAAUACAAGGAUCCGGGUGUCGCGUCUUUUCGAUAGCAUCCUUGUGGAAGAGGAACUCGAAACGCUUACCAACGAAGACGGCAUCUUGGAUCUCCUAGAGGACGACAAAUCAGCAGAACUAGAGCGGCUUUACACUUUGCUACAGCGUAAAGGUCACGGAGAGUUGAUCGCGCCGAGUUUUAGUAAAUAUGUUGAGACGGAAGGAUCCUUGAUCGUAUUUGAUGAGAAGAGGGAAUCCGAGAUGGUAAUUAGGCUCCUUGAUUUCAAAAGGCGGCUGGAUCAUUACCAGAAGUACUCCUUCCACGGCAAUGAGGCACUGGGCAAUGCCCUUCACAAAGCCUUCGAAACGUUUAUCAACAAAACAAAGAAAUCCCAGUCGAACUGGGACACGGACAAUGCCAAACCGGGAGAAAUGAUUGCGAAGCACGUCGACCUGCUCCUUAAAGGGGGCGUUAAAGCCGUCCCCCGGCUCCAAACACACAAGCACGAUCCUUCCAAGGCCGAAGAAGAGCAUGACUUCGAUGAUGCCGCUGCCGAAGACGCCGAAAUCAACCAACACCUCUCUGACGCAUUAGAUCUCUUCCGUUUCGUCCAUGGCAAAGCUGUCUUUGAAGCCUUCUACAAGAAGGAUUUAGCUCGCCGUCUACUCAUGGGUCGGAGCGCCUCAUUCGACGCCGAGCGGAACAUGCUCACCCGUCUGAAGAAUGAAUGCGGUGCUGCAUUUACGCACAAUCUGGAGUCCAUGUUCAAGGACAUGGACCUGGCUCGUGAAGAGAUGAUGUCGUACAAUCAGCUCUUGGAUGACCGUGGAGGCAGGGCUCCAGGUUUGCCGGACUUGCAUGUUAAUGUCCUCUCGGCGGCAGCCUGGCCUACUUACCCGGACGUGGCAGUGAACAUCCCACCACAUAUCGCCAAAGUCAUGUCCGAUUUUGAGACGCACUACAAGGCCAAACACUCUGGGCGCAAGCUGACCUGGAAACACUCCCUGGCGCACUGUCAACUGCGCGCCAAGUUCCCCAAGGGAAACAAGGAACUCAUGGUGUCAGGAUUCCAGGCCGUCGUGCUCCUGCUUUUCAACGACAUCCCUGCAGACAAGCACCUGACGUACGACGAGAUCAAAGCCGCCUCGGGCCUGGUCGACGCCGAGCUCAAGAGAACACUCCAGUCCCUCGCGUGCGCCAAGUAUCAAGUCCUGCGCAAACACCCCAAGGGCCGCGACGUCCACGAAACCGACACGUUCACGUUUUCACAGAGUUUCUCGGACCAGAAACUGCGCAUUAAGAUCAACCAGAUCCAACUCAAGGAGACCAAGGAGGAGAACAAAGAGACGCACAUCCGGGUGGCCGCGGACCGGCAUUACGAGACACAGGCGGCGAUCGUGAGGAUCAUGAAGAGCCGCAAGAAGAUUGGGCAUAACGAGUUGAUUGUCGAGGUCAUCAAGGCCACCAUGAGCAGGGGCGUGUUGGAUCAGGCGGACAUUAAGCGGAAUAUUGAAAAAUUGAUUGAAAAGGACUACAUGGAGAGAGAAGAGGGCAACACGUACUCGUACGUUGCAUGA
Fonsecaea multimorphosa CBS 102226 is the source of this 2490-nucleotide messenger RNA. RefSeq lists its product as uncharacterized. Gene Ontology annotation, molecular function: ubiquitin protein ligase binding. Bases 1 to 2490 code for a protein of 829 amino acids. The record is from RefSeq and is a predicted model, not a curated record. NCBI's taxonomy places the organism in Eukaryota, Fungi, Ascomycota, Eurotiomycetes, Chaetothyriales, Herpotrichiellaceae. The transcript has 2 exons. Gene Ontology annotation, cellular component: Cul4-RING E3 ubiquitin ligase complex. Gene Ontology annotation, biological process: ubiquitin-dependent protein catabolic process; protein ubiquitination; DNA damage response.